AACAAGCUGUGGUAGUGGACUGUGGUGUCCUGUGGUAGUCUCUGUCCAGGAGAAGUUUCCUUUAAUAAUAGACUACAGUAUUUUGCUGACAUGGAUGGGAAGCGAAAAGCUGAUUAUAUGGCCGUGGUCAUUCAGGCCAAAAAGCCAAGACAUGAAAUGGUUUUACAUUCUGGAGAAAAAGGCCUCGUUCAAAGUGGUCCCCCAAGAACAAGUAGUCUCAUGUCUCCCAUCAUGCAGCUCUCAGGCCACCAGGGAGACAUCUUAUGUGGCAAGUUCCACCCUGAAGGAGAGGUUGUUGCUACUGCUGGCAUGGACAGGCAGAUCCUCUUCUGGAAUAUUUAUGGAGAUUGUGACAACUUUGGAAUGCUGACGGGUCAUACAAAUGCCAUCACAGACAUGCAUUUUUCUACGGAUGGGACAGUGUUGUACACAGCAUCUGCAGAUAAGACAGUCAUGUGUUGGGACACCACCAGUGGCACACGUGUUAAAAAGCUUAAAGGGCACAGUAGUUUUGUAAAUUGCGUCCAUAGUGCACGUCGUGGACCAAGUCUUGUGGUGAGUGGUGGAGAUGACUGUACCAUUUUAAUCUGGGACGUCCGCAAAAAAAGACCGGCUACCACACUACAAAACACAUUCCAGGUAACAGCUGUGACCUUUAACGACACAUCAGAACAAGUUAUCUCCGGUGGUGUUGACAAUGAUAUGAAGGUCUGGGACUUGAGAAAGAAUGGUUUACUUUACCGGAUGCGUGGCCAUAACGAUACAGUGACUGGGCUCAGCCUCUCUCCAGAUGGCUCUUAUGUGCUCUCAAAUGCUAUGGACAACACUGUCAGAAUAUGGGAUGUGCGGCCAUUUGCUCCACAAGAACGCUGUGUAAAGAUUUUCCAAGGACACCAGCACAACUUUGAAAAUAUAUUAUUACGUUGUUCUUGGUCUCCUGAUGGGCGUCGUAUAUCGGCUGGAUCAUCUGACCGUCAUGCUUACAUUUGGGACACUACUACAAGACAUAUCCUUUACAAGCUACCAGGACAUAAUGGUUCUGUAAAUACUGUUGAGUUUCAUCCAAAAGAACCAAUAAUUAUGUCUGUAUCAAAUGAUAAACAAAUCUUCCUGGGAGAAAUUGAAUAAGCACCGUCUUAUGAUAGCUGAGAAAGUGUCAAGACUGCCGCUCACCAAAUAAUAAUAAGAGAAGAAAUUAAUUGAAGGAAUGCAUGUCAUAUCCAUCUAUCAAAGUUUGGAGGCUGGAGAUAGCAUGUUAAUUUGUGAGGAGUGUAUAGAGAGAAUUCAAGUUUUUCCAUAAGAAAAUUAUGUAUAUACAUUAUAUGGACUUUCAGCUUGGUGUCUGAGUUUUCAUAACUGUAAACAGUAUAGUUACUGUAUCUACAAAAUUUUUUGUUUUGACGGACGAUGAAAUUUUUGAAUGAAAUCUGUGUAUGAUAUAUUGUAGUACAGUACUACCUGUAUACUGUAAUAUUAAAAUUGUUUGAAUAUGUAUUGUGUUUGCACUUUUUGUUUCAUAUUGCAAGUUACUUGAAAAGUUGAACAAGUAUUGACAUUGAGAGAAAUAAGGAAUAAAUUUUUAACCAUAAAACUUUCACCACAUUAUAAUUUAAGAAUGUCACUUGUCAUGAUGACAAUGAAUACAUGUUUAAGCUCCAGUAUUAUAUUGUGCUGUAUACAAGUCACUUUAGAUAAAAUAUGAGAGAAGAUGCCAUGGGUCCCUGAAUACUUUACAUCAAUCAAGUAACUUGGGAGGUCUCCAUGAUAUUAAUGAAGUCAGUAAAUGAAAGUGUGCAUAUUUUUCAAUCAAUCAUUAGCUCUUGAUUACACAAAUUUAAAUGUCAUAUUGCAAUUGAAAUGAAAGUUCAUUCAUAUUUUUUGUGCUAAAAUUCAUUAUGUAUGAUAGAGGAAUUUGUUCAUUAGUUUAUUAAAUUUUAUAAAAUACUACUAUCUUAA
Molecule: messenger RNA, 1956 nt
Organism: Homarus americanus (American lobster)
Lineage: Eukaryota; Metazoa; Arthropoda; Malacostraca; Decapoda; Nephropidae
Product: U5 small nuclear ribonucleoprotein 40 kDa protein-like
Exons: 8
Coding region: 91-1128 (345 amino acids)
Cellular component (GO): catalytic step 2 spliceosome
Molecular function (GO): RNA binding; protein binding
Source: RefSeq, a predicted model, not a curated record